AUGGAAGGGGUAAACACCGUGGCGAAUAAAUCAGAAGAUACAAUAGUUUGCUAUGCACCAACAAUGAUAACUACAAAUGGUGUAUGGCAAGGUGAUAACCCCUUGGAUUAUUCUCUUCCUCUUUUCAUCUUGCAGUUGACAAUGGUCGUUAUCACCACUCGCGCGCUUGUUUUCAUCCUCAAACCCCUACGCCAACCACGAGUGGUUUCUGAGAUUCUUGGCGGAGUAUUAUUAGGUCCAUCCGUCCUAGGACGGAGCCAAGGAUUUGCCAACACAAUGUUUCCCUUAAGGAGUGUGAUGGUGCUUGAAACAAUGGCAAAUAUCGGUCUUCUUUACUUCCUCUUCCUGGUUGGUGUGGAAAUGGACCUUUCAGUGAUUCGUCGGACAGGAAAAAAGGCUCUGGCCAUUGCUGUUGCCGGCAUGGUCUUGCCCUUUCUAACUGGUGUCUGUUUCUCUUUCAUUCUACAUGACAAUAAACCAGAAUUUCUUACUCAAGGCACCUACAUCCUCUUCCUUGGUGUUGCUCUCUCAGUCACAGCAUUUCCAGUGCUUGCUCGAAUCCUUGCGGAGCUGAAACUCAUUAAUUCAGAAAUUGGUAGAUUGGCCAUGUCUUCUGCUCUUAUCAAUGACAUGUGCGCUUGGAUUCUUUUAGCUUUAGCCAUUGCCUUGGCAGAGAAUGAUUCCACCUCCUUAGCUUCCCUUUGGGUGAUUCUUUCCAGUGCAGCUUUUAUUGCCUGUUGCAUUUUUGUUGUUAGGCCAGCUAUAUCAUGGAUGAUUUGGAAAACCCCUGAAGGAGAAUCCUUUAGCGAGUUUUAUGUAUGUCUCAUUCUAACAGGGGUUAUGAUCUCAGGGUUCAUUACAGAUGCCAUUGGGACACAUUCUGUUUUUGGAGCUUUUGUGUUUGGUUUGAUCAUUCCCAAUGGACCACUUGGAAUUACUCUAAUAGAAAAGCUAGAAGACUUUGUAUCAGGGCUUCUACUCCCUCUCUUCUUUGCUAUUAGCGGCCUCAAGACCGAUGUAGCUGCUAUCAAUGGAGGUCGAACCUGGGGAAUGUUAGCACUCGUUGUCUUCCUUUCUUGUACUGGCAAGAUAGCAGGAACUAUAAUUGUAACAUCCUUUUACCAGAUGCCACUUAGUGAAGGAUUUACACUUGGCUUACUCAUGAACACCAAAGGCCUCAUUGAAAUGAUUGUUCUUAAUGUUGGCAAAGAUCAGAAGGUCUUAGAUGAUGAGUCAUUUGCAAUCAUGGUGAUUGUAGCAGUGGUUAUGACUGGGAUCAUUUCACCCAUUGUGGCAACCAUUUACAAGCCAUCAAGGAGGUUUGUACCAUAUAAACGUCGAACACUUCAAAGAUCAAAACCAGAUGGAGAGCUACGAAUGCUCGUCUGCGUCCACACCCCUCGUAAUGUCCCAACAUUAAUCAACCUACUUGAAGCCUCUCAUCCCACCAAAAAAUCUCCAAUAUGUGUGUACGUGCUCCAUCUCGUUGAACUCACUGGCCGUGCAUCUGCCAUGCUCAUUGUCCAUAACACACGCAAAUCUGGUCGUCCGGCCUUAAACAGAACUCAAGCUCAAUCCGACCACAUAAUCAAUGCCUUUGAAAAUUUCGAGCAACAUUCAAGCUGCAUCUCCAUUCAGCCACUCACAGCCAUUUCCCCUUACUCUUCCAUGCAUGAAGAUAUUUGUAGCUUGGCUGAGGACAAACGUGUUGCCCUCAUAAUCAUCCCUUUCCAUAAGCAACAAACAGUUGAUGGAGGGAUGGAAGCCACAAACCCAGCAUUUCGAACAGUUAACCAGAAUUUACUUGCAAAUGCACCUUGUUCUGUGGGAAUUUUAAUUGAUAGAGGCCUAAGUGGAUCAACGCGGCUAGCAGCGAACGAAGUGUCUCACAAUGUAGCAGUGCUAUUUUUUGGGGGUCCAGACGACAGAGAAGCUCUUACGUAUGGAUGGAGAAUGUGUGAACAACCAGGGACUAGCCUUACUGUGCGGCGAUUUAUUUCAGGUGCGGAUGCAGCAGAGUCUAGAAUGCAUUAUACUACUGAUGAAAAUGACCCAAGGAUGUUAACAGUGGAAACAGACACCAGUAGGGAAAAGCAGCUUGACGACGAAUAUAUAAAUGAUUUUAGGAUCAAGACUGCAAAUGAUGAGUCACUUAUAUACACUGAGAAUGUGGUCAACAAUGGAGAGGAAACUGUUGCAGCAAUAAGGACAAUAGACAGCAGCCAUGACCUGUUCAUUGUUGGGAGAGGACAAGGAAUGAUAUCACCACUAACAGCUGGACUUACUGACUGGAGUGAGUGUCCAGAGCUUGGUGCAAUUGGAGAUAUUCUAGCGUCAUCAGAUUUUGCAUCAACAGUAUCUGUGCUGGUGAUCCAACAGUAUAUUGGGGUAUUGCCACAUGAAUCCAUCGGAACACCAGAUAGUCCAGCUCAACCAGAUGACGAGCAUAUGAACCGGCGGACACCACAAAGGGGACCGGCUGUUUUUGACUAG
Molecule: messenger RNA, 2493 nt
Organism: Durio zibethinus
Lineage: Eukaryota; Viridiplantae; Streptophyta; Magnoliopsida; Malvales; Malvaceae
Product: cation/H(+) antiporter 15-like
Biological process (GO): proton transmembrane transport; regulation of pH
Cellular component (GO): endomembrane system; membrane
Molecular function (GO): antiporter activity
Source: RefSeq, a predicted model, not a curated record